Molecule: messenger RNA, 1311 nt
Organism: Leptosia nina
Lineage: Eukaryota; Metazoa; Arthropoda; Insecta; Lepidoptera; Pieridae
Source: the annotation of a GenBank genome assembly
AUGACGUUCUUAGAAGAUUCAUUAAUUGUUUUUAUAUCACAAGCUAUUUUCUUUAUAGGUGGCUGGAUAUUCUUCGUAAAGCAAUUGUUCCGUGACUAUGAAGUACACCACAGCCUUGUGCAACUUAUAUUCUCAGUAACAUUCGCUUUAAGUUGCACUAUGUUUGAGCUAAUUAUUUUUGAGAUUAUUGGAUACUUAGAUUCAAGCUCAAGGUAUUUCCAUUGGAAUUUAGGACUAUACUCAUUGCUGUUUAUGGUUAUUGCUUUGAUACCAUUCUAUAUUGCUUACUACUGUAUCAGCAAUAUUCAGUUUUUGUCUAGAACACACAUAAGACCGUUAACAAUAUUUGUGUGGCUUAUAUAUUUGUAUUUCUUUUGGAAGAUUGGCGAUCCCUUUCCUAUACUUAGCCCCAAGCAGGGUAUAUUUUCAAUUGAGCAAGGGGUGUCCCGUAUUGGUGUUAUUGGUGUGACGGUUAUGGCACUUCUAUCUGGAUUUGGUGCAGUCAAUUAUCCAUAUACUUCUAUGGCUAUCUUUAUAAGACCAGUGACACAAGCAGAUGUGCUAUCCAUAGAAAAGAAGUUAUUACAAACAAUGGAUAUGAUUCUAGUGAAAAAGAAAAGGAUAGCAUUAGCUGAGGCCAAUAGUGUUGGAGCGAGACAGAACUACAGUAUGAUGGACCAAUCGAAUGUUAAAAGUAGGGGUUUCUGGACAAACAUACUGUCCAGUGUUGGAAGUAUUGCGAAUCCCUUGAGUCAGGGUACUGAAAAUAUAUCUCAGCUUCGACAAGAAAUAGCAGCUCUGGAGGAGUUAAGCAGACAAUUAUUCCUAGAAGCUCAUGAUGCAAGAACUAUGAGAGAAAAAAUAGAAUGGUCUAAUACAUUUCAAGGAAAAUACUUCAACUUUCUCGGCUACUUCUUCUCUUUGUAUUGUGUGUGGAAGAUUUUUAUUUCAACAAUAAACAUAGUAUUUGAUAGAGUUGGUAAAAAAAGAUCCAGUUACCAGAGGCUUAGAGCUCGUAGUCCACUGGCUGGGCUGGAACAUCGACCUUGCUUUUUGGUCACAGCAUGUUUCCUUCAUAUUGGUGGGCUGUAUAGUACUAACGAGUAUACGUGGUUUAUUGCUCACGUUAACGAAGUUCUUCUACAAGAUUUCAUCCUCGAAGUCCUCGAACAUUAUAGUGCUAAUCCUCGCCCAGAUAAUGGGUAUGUAUUUUUGUUCUUCCGUCCUUCUCAUGCGCAUGAACAUGCCCCCCGAGUACAGAAUUAUCAUUACUCAAGUGCUGGGCGAUUUGCAGUUCAACUUUUACCAUAG